This is a messenger RNA of Trifolium pratense (red clover), 3084 nucleotides long. Its product is annotated as patatin-like protein 6. The record is from RefSeq and is a predicted model, not a curated record. The transcript is spliced from 3 exons. Gene Ontology annotation, biological process: lipid metabolic process. Bases 661 to 2067 code for a protein of 468 amino acids. NCBI's taxonomy places the organism in Eukaryota, Viridiplantae, Streptophyta, Magnoliopsida, Fabales, Fabaceae.
AUAUAUGAUACUAGAGUAUGGUAUAGCUAGCUAGCUAGCUGUUGUAAUUUGGCAUUUUCUGGUUCUUUUCGGUGCUUGUUUGUUGGUUGCCUUUGAUGCUUACAACAUAUAGAAAAAAACUAGCUUUCCUACUUUGAGCAAAAGGAACAGACACACACACAACUAAAGAGAGAACAAGUUGUGGCCAUAUCAAAUUACUACUACACAAGAUUGGGAAUUGGCCUCAUUUUAGAUAUCAAAAGGUAAGGGUACCCUUUUGACUCUGUUUCUCUCUGCUCUUUUUGUAUCAUCCAAUUACUAGUUUUUCACUGUUUAACUACAACACUCUGAAAGCGAGUUCUUAGUUAUUUUUCAUAUUUCACAUUUUUUGCUCUUUAUAUAUAAUAAUUUCAUAUUUCAGCUAGCUAUAUCUAUGUAUGUAUCUUUGAAUUGAAUUUUUCAAACUUUAAAAGGCGAAUAAAAAGCAAAAGAAAAAACCAACACGUUUUUCUGAAGAAAUGUUUCAUUUUCUUUUUAUUCUGCAGGCGUCACUUCGGAGGUGGUGGUGAUUUAUUACUGAUUUUUCAUUUUUCUCUAAAACCUCUCAUGCAACAAACAAACGCAAAAUAAUCGCGUUUCAAGAAAAGCAGCGUUUGGAAAAUCGAAAAAAGAAAAAAAAAAAUGGAUUCUAGUGAUCAAUUCGAAAUGCAAGAACCGAGUAUUGAAACCGAUAAGCUCAGCUACGAAAUCUUCUCUAUUCUUGAAAGCAAGUUUCUCUUUGGCUACGAUGAACAAAAACUCUGGUUUCCUAAGCAAAUACCUAACACAACUACAAUUGAUUCUCAACAACCGCAAACUGUUUCCGCCGCUGUUGACGGUGUCUCAGCCGUUAAGAAUCAGCGUGGGAAAAUAUGUAUACUCGCAAUCGACGGCGGAGGUAUGCGAGGUAUUCUCGCCGGAAAAGCUCUUGCUUAUCUCGAAAACGCGUUGAAGAAAAAAUCCGGUGAUCAGAACGCUAGAAUAGCGGAUUAUUUCGACGUCGCAACCGGCGCCGGUGUCGGAGGUAUUUUCACGGCGAUGCUAUUCGCGACGAAAGAUCAACGCCGGCCGAUUUAUUCUGCGGAUGACACGUGGCGGUUUUUAGCAGAACAGGGGAAGAAAUUCUACCGGCAGGGGACCGGUAACGGAAGCUCCGGCGGCCGUGGAUUUCUCAAGAGACUAUUCGGAAGCGGAGGUUCGAGUUCAGUUGAAACUGCGACGGCUGGUAUGGAGAAAACGGUUAAGGAAGCUUUUACGGCGGAGAACGGUCGUUGUUUAACGCUGAAAGAUACACUGAAACCGGUUCUUAUACCGUGUUAUGAUUUAUCCAGUACGGCGCCGUUUUUGUUCUCACGUGCGGAUGCGUUAGAAACGGAUAGCUUUGAUUUUCGUUUAUGGGAGGUGUGUAGAGCAACUUCAGCUGAACCGGGUUUAUUUGAACCGGUUCAAAUGCGGUCUAUUGAUGGACAAACUAAGUGUGUGGCAGUUGAUGGUGGUUUAGCGAUGAGUAACCCGACCGGUGCGGCCAUCACGCACGUGCUUCAUAACAAACAGGAGUUUCCGUUCGUUCGAGGUGUCGAGGAUUUACUUGUUCUUUCUCUUGGAACUGGUCAACUUUUGGAGGUCAACUAUGAGUAUGAUCAGGUUACUCGUUGGAAGGCUAAGGAUUGGGCCCGGCCUAUGGCGCGAAUUUCUAGCGAUGCCUCGGCUGACCUUGUUGAUCAGGCCGUUGCCAUGGCGUUUGGGCAUUGUCGGAGCACCAAUUAUGUUCGUGUUCAGGCAAAUGGGUCAAGUAUGGGGCAAUGUGGAGCCAAUGUGGAUACAGAUGCAAGUCCGAGCAAUGUAAAGAUGCUAAUGGGAGUAGCAGAGGAGAUGUUGAAGCAGGAGAAUGUGGAAUCAGUACUCUUCGGAGGGAAGAAGAUCGGGGAGCAGAGUAACUUUCAGAAACUUGAUUGGCUUGCUGGAGAACUUGUUCAAGAGCAUCAGAGGAGGAGCUGCAGAAUAGCUCCCACUGUUGCUUUCAAACAAGCUACCCCAAAAGCCACUUAAGAUCCCAUAGUCAACCCUCUAAAGUAUCAACCUAAAGAAAAUGUUGGAAAAGGAGUUGAAAUUGGUCAGAAGGAUUUGGACCUCUGUUUAUUUAGCAAGGGAAUGAUGAUAUGGGGUCAACCACAUGGCAAGACAGGACAGAAUAAUUUUAAGAAGAAAAUAACAAAAAAAUUAUGUCACUAGCCACAUCACAUGUCCAUAAAAAUAAGACAGAAAAAUAUUACCAGAUCAUUCCAAACAUAUUAUAUUUACCAACCACAAUUUGAUUAUUCCAAAUCAAAUCUUAUCUUAUGCAGCACUAACUUGUGGUGCUUUCGAUUUCGGUCUGAUCGAAAGUGUAUCUGGUUUCAAACAUCGACUGCUCAAUUAUUUCUAUUUUUUCAAGCUAUUAUCGGUGUUGUGUUCAUGUAUGUGUCAACACUUGUUAGAUCUUGUAUUUUAAUAUCUUAAUUUGAUUCUUAAACUUGAAGUUUACAUUAUUGCAUCUUAGGAAUGGCUAAAUCCUUGUUAUUUCUCAUUGAAUUUACAUGCAAUAAAAUGUUGCAGGGAAAAGACUGAUAUUAUAGGAGGCAAAGAAAAAGAAAAAAAAAAUGGAGAAAGGAAAAGGAAAAGUAAAAGAAGAGUGCAAAUAGCAGUAGUAGUAUAGCAGCUUUACUUUUGAAGAUAGACAAGGGUUAGGGGUGAAAAGGACAAAUGGUGUAAUUAAAAAGGAAGAGAAGAUCUGUGUGGGAUACUUUGCUCACCAGAGGGCAGACAUUAUGGUGUCCACUCCACCUUUCUAGCUAUUAGGGUAAAAGAGACCAACAAAGAAAAGCAAAGUGUCUCAGUUGAAGCUUUUUAGGGUCAAACAUGAAAUCAAGUGCUAUAUUUUUUUAUUUGAAAAAAAAAGAAGAAAAAAGAAUGAGAAUUCAGAGGGUGGCAAAUUGGAUUAGAUUCUUCUGUCCUAUUUUUUUUUUUUUUUUGAAAAAUAAUUUGUAAAUGUUUUUUUCUAUUGCAAAGGUUUUUCCCUGUUCCAAA